AUGUCAUCCAUUGCAUCCCCACCACCACCUACGACACCUUACACUCCUUCACCUCUUACUGCAUCGACAUCCACAACAGCAUCCGACAGCCAACAUCGAUAUACUUCAUCAUCUCCAAUGCCUUCUCCCGGGGUUGGACCAAGCAGUGCGCACAGCUCUUCUAAAUGGAAGAACGUCUUCAAAAUAGGUAAAUCAGGAUCUGGUAGUGUUGGGAAAGGGAAAGAGAAUCGUCCUGCAGCUUUAUCAGGACAACAAGAUGUCGGUAUGAACAUAGCAGCAUUAGACAAAAUACAUCUUGGUGAACCGAUAUCCAUACCAAAUGCGUCAACACCGUCAACGUCAACAUCAUUAUCGUUUCCACCUCGAAUACCACAGAUUCGUUCUCACACAGAUCCAUAUCCACCUUCUCAAGCUGGACUGAUUGAAGAAGUGGAUUCAAUCAAUCAUCAAAGUGAUUCAAGUAAAGGUGUUUCGCAAGAAGGUAUCGAAGCUGGAAUAUCUACCGAGAAUCUAGAUCCACAUUUGAUAACACCUACAUCGGAUGAGCAUAAUAGACCAUUUUCAACUACGACAAAUGAUUCAGUUUAUACGGCGGAUAACUCAUCUCGAUCUUCUGGAUCUCGUCACCCUAUCACAUCAAUAUCAAUACCGAAUGGCUCUGGAAUCGGACGUGAAAUAUCAACACCAUUCGGUAAUCCAGCUUCACCCAUGAAAUCACCUGGAACAGGUUUAGGCGGCUUCAAAUCUAGAUUCUUCUCUUCCCCAAAUACUACUACCACAGCAGAUACAAACAGUCCACGUAACAAGAAUAAGUCUGAUAAAUAUAGAGGAUUAAGUAAAGAAUCUAUAUCGACACCGAACCAUUCAGGUCAGAGUGCCUCGCGUAAAAAAUCUGGAGGAUCAAGUAUAUCUUCUACUGCAAGGUCGCCAUCUUCUUCAUCACCUAGCACACCAGGACAAAAUAAACGUGAUAAUUCAGGCGCUUCUAAUACAAAUACACUGUCUGAUGGAAACGGGUCGACUCCUUCUAAAUCAUCUGCGACAGCACGCUUCUUGAGGAGGGUAGUCUCAGCUCCUAACACAAAAGCACUAUUCUCACCUACAAACCUUUUUCACGAUGCACCUGAAGUACCACCUUUACCUAACAGUACAAACAUCGAAAAGUCACAAUUGCAUCAACAACAGCAACACAAUGUUUCUCCUGUCGUAGUAGUCGGGAGCGGUGAAAUCGACCUGACUUGUUCUCCACCUCCAGAAUCAUAUGGAUCUUCAAAUCCUUUUACUACCCCAUCUACUGUUAACGGAACUGGAUCUACCCUUUCCCCAAUCGCGAUUGGGGGUAUGUCGGGUACAGGAACCAGAACGACAAGAGCUCAUACUGUCUCGGCGGCUCAACCAAAACAUAUAAGGGAACUCCAAGCUCAAUUGGGUGUUGGAAGUCCAGGUGGAAAUGGUGAAGCUCACCACAAGCAGGUCUUCAGAAGAACAUACAGUUCUAAUUCCAUCAAGACCAGAUCGGUCGAGGUUACACCUUCUUCAUUCCAGAAAAUAAAGUUGCUGGGUAAAGGAGAUGUGGGGAAAGUGUACCUAGUGCGAGAGAAAAAGACGGACAAGCUUUUUGCCAUGAAAGUAUUAUCAAAGAAGGAAAUGAUCAAGCGAAAUAAGAUCAAACGAGCAUUGGCAGAACAAGAAAUCUUGGCAACUGCGAAUCACCCUUUCAUAGUGACCUUGUUCCACUCUUUCCAAUCUCAAGAUUACCUAUUCUUUGUGCUUGACUAUUGUAUGGGAGGAGAGUUCUUCCGUGCACUCCAAACUAGACCUGGCAAAUGUCUUUCAGAAGAACACGCCAAAUUCUAUGCUGCCGAAGUCACUGCCGCGCUGGAAUACCUACAUUUGAAUGGAUAUAUCUAUCGAGAUCUGAAGCCUGAGAAUAUUCUUCUCCAUCAAUCAGGUCAUAUCAUGCUUUCGGACUUUGACUUAUCGAAACAGUCCGGAGAAGCUGGAGGAGCUCCUGCUGGUAUAAAACAUGGUGGACCCAACGGGACGAUACUGGUGGAUACUAGAUCUUGUAUAGCUGAUUUCAGAACAAACUCAUUUGUUGGAACUGAAGAAUACAUCGCUCCAGAAGUUAUCAAAGGACAUUCCCAUUCCUCCGCUGUUGAUUGGUGGACUCUAGGUAUUUUAGUCUAUGAAAUGAUCUUCGCUACUACACCUUUCAAAGGGCCUAAUCGAAAUGCUACAUUUGCAAAUGUAAUGAAGAACGAGGUGAUGUAUCCUGAUUCUCCAGCAGUGACGAGUUUCUGUAAAUCAUUCAUUCGAAAAGCACUCAUCAAGGACGAAAAUAAACGACUGGGAUCGAACUCAGGUGCUAGUGAGAUCAAAUCGCAUAAAUGGUUUGGUUCCGUCAAUUGGGGUUUACUGAGAAAUAUGACACCACCUAUCAUCCCAGCUGAAUCCAACGGUAUCGACGCGAUAAACUUUAGGACAAUGAGAGAAAGUAAAAGUGUCGAUUUCGAUAGGGAUGACGUGGAUGUCAUCCAUGCGCAAGCUGGAUCACCUUCAGUCUUCGGUAUCUCAACACCAGGUAUGCUGACACCCAAAGAGAUAACUACGAAUGCCGAAACUCCCUCAUCGAGUACGAGCAUCAGUACCAAUGGAAACGUGACUGGUAAUUCCAAAGAUAGAGAGAAGAAUCCUUUUGAAGAGUUUAGUAGUGUCACGAGACAUAUCGGAGAUUGGUAA
Kwoniella shivajii is the source of this 2742-nucleotide messenger RNA. RefSeq lists its product as uncharacterized. NCBI's taxonomy places the organism in Eukaryota, Fungi, Basidiomycota, Tremellomycetes, Tremellales, Cryptococcaceae. The transcript has 11 exons. Bases 1 to 2742 code for a protein of 913 amino acids. Gene Ontology annotation, cellular component: cytoplasm; nucleus; plasma membrane. Gene Ontology annotation, biological process: protein phosphorylation. The record is from RefSeq and is a predicted model, not a curated record. Gene Ontology annotation, molecular function: ATP binding; protein serine/threonine kinase activity.